UUUAAGAUAACAACGCCUUUUCUCGAUUAAACUAUAUAUAUUGCUCCUCUGACCUUUCUCAAAUACAACAACCACCAUCACUAACCAUUCUCACUUACAAACCUUUUUCAGUUCUUCAUUCUACAACACUGCAAUGGCCGCUUCCACCAUGGCUCUCUCUUCACCGUCACUGGCUGGCCAAGCCAUCAAGCUCUCCCCUUCCACCUCGGAGCUCUCCGGUGGAAGGAUUUCCAUGAGGAAGACGGCCUCCAAGUCGGUUUCUUCCGAAAGCCCAUGGUACGGCCCAGACCGUGUCAAGUACUUGGGCCCAUUCUCUGGCGAGGCCCCUUCGUACUUGACAGGGGAAUUCCCAGGUGACUAUGGGUGGGAUACCGCCGGACUUUCUGCUGACCCGGAGACAUUUGCGAAAAAUCGUGAACUGGAAGUCAUCCACUCUCGAUGGGCGAUGUUGGGGGCAUUGGGGUGUGUGUUCCCUGAACUGUUGGCCCGAAACGGUGUGAAGUUUGGGGAGGCGGUGUGGUUCAAGGCUGGGUCUCAGAUUUUCAGUGAGGGUGGGCUUGACUACUUGGGCAACCCAAGCCUGAUCCAUGCACAGAGCAUCCUUGCCAUCUGGGCCACACAGGUCAUCUUGAUGGGUGCAGUGGAGGGUUACCGCAUUGCCGGUGGGCCUUUGGGUGAGGUCACUGACCCAAUCUACCCGGGUGGGAGCUUCGACCCAUUGGGCCUUGCUGAAGACCCAGAGGCUUUUGCUGAGUUGAAGGUGAAAGAGUUAAAGAAUGGGAGAUUGGCCAUGUUCUCCAUGUUUGGUUUCUUCGUUCAAGCCAUUGUCACUGGCAAGGGUCCUUUGGAGAACCUCGCCGAUCACCUUGCCGACCCUGUCAACAACAAUGCCUGGGCCUACGCCACCAACUUUGUCCCCGGAAACAAGUUGGCUGGGUCUCAGAUAUUCAGUGAGGGUGGGCUUGACUACUUGGGCAACCCAAGCCUAAUCCAUGCACAGAGCAUCCUUGCCAUCUGGGCCACACAAGUCAUCUUGAUGGGUGCAGUGGAGGGUUACCGCAUUGCCGGUGGGCCUUUGGGUGAGGUCACUGACCCAAUCUACCCGGGUGGGAGCUUUGACCCAUUGGGCCUUGCUGAAGACCCAGAGGCUUUUGCUGAGUUGAAGGUGAAAGAGUUGAAGAAUGGGAGAUUGGCCAUGUUCUCCAUGUUUGGUUUCUUCGUUCAAGCCAUUGUCACUGGCAAGGGUCCUUUGGAGAACCUCGCUGAUCACCUUGCCGACCCCGUCAACAACAACGCCUGGGCCUAUGCCACUAACUUUGUCCCCGGAAAGUAAGAGAACUUACAGUGACACAGAAGAACAAGAAAGAACUUGUGAAUUUUAUGCUAUUUUGUGAAAUAUAUGCAUUGUGUCUUUCUAGAGUGAAUGUGAAUUAUAUCAUUAUAAAUUA
Messenger RNA from Vigna unguiculata (cowpea), 1448 nucleotides. RefSeq names its product chlorophyll a-b binding protein 21, chloroplastic-like. The record is from RefSeq and is a predicted model, not a curated record. Lineage: Eukaryota; Viridiplantae; Streptophyta; Magnoliopsida; Fabales; Fabaceae. Gene Ontology annotation, cellular component: membrane. Gene Ontology annotation, biological process: photosynthesis, light harvesting.